UCGUUCCCUCUCUGCAGGCAGUCCAGGCUAUGCAGCAGUUAAUUCGUCCCAUCUAUGAUAUUCAUUUUGCAAAGGAGGAGGAUGGGAGCAGGAUGGAACUGUCCCAGCGACUCAAUGAGAUCAGAACACACUAUGAGGCUCUCAUCAUCAGGAGUCACAUCCCCUGCGACCUCUCAGCCAGGAGCCAGCUGGAAGAGGAAGAGGCCAAGCAGAAGAUGCAGAAGGACGAAGAGGAACUGAGGGCUGCAAGAGCCAAUCUUCAUGAAGCCAGGAAACAAUAUAAAAACCUACAGGCUGAGAUUGAGUCCCUUCAAGCCAUGGAGAGAAGGCUGAAAUUCACCCUGCAUGCCACAGAACAGCAGCAUCAAAAGCAGCUUGAAACAUUGUCGGCCGUCAUCGCUGACUUAGAACAGGAGCUUUGGGAAGUCAGAACUGGAGUUAGGACUCAGCUACAGAAACACCAGCUGCUUCUCAACACCAAUAUGAAGCUGGAGCAAGAAAUCUCUGCAUACCGCAACCUGCUGGAAAGGGAAGAAAUCAGGUUAUAUGGCACUAAACAAACCCAGGAACCCAAAUCUUCUGCAAGCAAAAUAUAUUUUAACUUACCUUCAGGAUCUGUAGAAAAAAAUGUGGAGGUCUGUACGGAAGCUGCAAAAAAACAGCUGCUAUUCAAUGGUAAUAUAGCAGAAGAAGGUGCGGAGGCAAGCGGUACAGUACAAACAGAGAAGGUGGAUCAAGUGAUCAAACAGUGGGAAGGUUCCUUCUUCACAGACAAUCCAAAACUAAGAAAGAAAUCCGUGUCCUUAAGAUUUGACCUUCACCUGGCAGCUGCAGAUGAAUCGUGCGUCCAAACUAAAAAGGACGAUCUACCCGAUAUAGAGGUUCGGCUAAUUAUGAGGCGAUCAUGUAGUAUUCCCACCAUGAGUCCAUGAACUUUCAGUCACCAUUCCAAAGACUAGUAGGGACAGCCUGAAUGUUAUAUGAGUGUCAUAGUAGCACUAGUAGUACCAUGGCAAUUGUAUGAAACUAUGUAUCAGUUAAAUGGAAACUCUGAAACCAAAUUCACGCACAAGUGUUACUUUUUAUAUCAUUAGACUGUAUAUAUAUAUUUAUUGCGCCAAAUAGCAAUAGCUGCAGAGAAGUUAUGCUUUGCCUUUUUAGCCUUCAUUUGGGAUUU
Messenger RNA from Nanorana parkeri, 1177 nucleotides. It is a transcript of the gene KRT222, whose product is annotated as keratin 222. The record is from RefSeq and is a predicted model, not a curated record. The transcript has 6 exons. Lineage: Eukaryota; Metazoa; Chordata; Amphibia; Anura; Dicroglossidae. Bases 30 to 932 code for a protein of 300 amino acids.